CCCCUAACUUUCUUUGUUUUUGCUCAGGUAACACCGAUGGCUAGCUUUUGGCUGUAUGUUUGUCUGUGUGUUUCCGAAUCAAAUUAUCCCCCAUGUGCAAUUACAGCCAGGGGACUCUGUGCUUGAUUUGCAUCUACGUGAUUCCAGUGAAUUUCUGACGAUGAGAGUUGUUGCCUGUGGAUCUGAGUAAGGUUUGAGGAACACAUUUUGUCUGGCUUGGAGAUAGUUUGAAAUAAUUAUGCCCAGCUGUUUUGUGGCUCCGAACUACAGUUAUGCCAGGAAGUUGAUUCUGCAGCUGUUUCUGAAUACAGACUGAAGGCCUGCGGCGUGCCAGAAAGCAUCGGCCAGGACACAAGGCAACCAGGAAAAUUACUGGCUUUUUUUGAGGAAGAAGCAAAGGGGAAACCUUUAUUUCUUGUGUAGUUGGAAAGCAGAACAAUACAGCUUUGACACCUGGUUAACUUAAAGAAGCAUUUUUCAAAAUACCUUGACUGUGAAUCUUGUAACUGGGACACAAAAGUGCCUUUGGACUUGUGCAAAUAAUUCACUGGAAUUGAAUUGCUUGGACAGAGGACUCAUUGAAAAAUCAUGGCGAAGCACUUAGAGAUCAUCAAUCUGUCAUUUUUGUUGGAACACGAAAGGGAAAUGAUAUUGGGAGUAUUGAAGAGAGAUGAAUAUCUGAAAAAAGUUGAAGAUAAAAGGAUAAGGAAAUUGAAAAAUGAACUUCUGGAAGUGAGAAGGAAAGGUGGAAAUCGACACUGUCAACAGGACAACAGCAGAGUCUGUAUUCGCUGUCAGAAAAGCCUGGGCUUAAUCUUUGACAGAGGAGACCUGUGCCAAACCUGCAAACUUAGAGUGUGCACUAAGUGUCGUGUCGUGGGAGCUGAUGGGCACUGGAAAUGCUCGGUGUGUGCUAAAAUUGCACAGCUAAGGAUUGUGACAGGGGAAUGGUUUUUUGAAGAGAGAGCCAAGCGCUUCAGACAGUCAAAUCUUGGAACUGAUGUUGUCAGACAGUCUAUCCUACGCAAAUCCCCAGAUACAGUUUCCAGUAAGGAUGAAGAAAGAACAUUCGCAGAUCAACCCCAAGAGAAUGAAGAAAAAGGGCCAGAUAUAUCAACCUCCUCCGUAACUGGGCAUAAAUCAGUCUUUGGAGGACACAGAAAGAUAGGGAAGCUAAUUAAGGCAGUUACCAAAGGAGAAAUUACAUAUACAAAAGAUGAAAGUGGAAGGAACAUAGGCUCAGAAGCUGAAAGCCAAAGUCUGUGCAGUGGCAAGUCAACACCUUGUUCUGAGAGAGGGAGCACUCUUUCGCUGAACAGCAAUGAUACAGAAGCUGCCGCAGGCCAUCUGAAAGGGGCUGUGGGCCCUUCAAACAGAAGCAGUGUUUCCGUAUCUACCCUCCCGAGGUCUCUAGUGCUGAGCACACGCAGCAUGACUGCAGAUUAUAGCAGGAACACUGGCUUAGGAAAUGGCAUGGUUAUUCCAGCAAGUGAAAGUGUACCUGAAGAUUUAGUAAAGAAGCAGCAUAGGAGGAAAGCAUCUGGAACACCUUCCAUUGCAGUUUCUAGAGUAUCUUUGUCAUCAGACCGUAGUCGAUCUGAAAUUGAUUUGAGUGAAUCUUUUUCUGAAGGAAAAGAGGAUACCCUGAGUAUAAGAAGCAAAUCUGUACCUAGUGCCUUAGAUGAGGACCUGGAUUACCUAGAUGAAACAGAAGAAGAUAUUGAUGACAUAGUGGCCUCUCGUUAUUCAAGGAAACAUGGACAUCUGACAAAUGCAUUGUCAAGAAACUUCCCAGAAGCCUCUGACAGAAAAUGGACCUACUUAAAUGUGCCUGAAACAGAUGGUGAUACUACAAGCAUAAACAGCAUGCUGAGCGUAUAUAGUGAAACUGGUGACUAUGGUAACGUGAAGGUCAGCGGUGAAAUCCUUCUCCAAAUCAACUACAGCUACAAAACAGGUGCCCUCAACAUCUUGGUGAAAAGUUGCAGAAACCUGGCUGUUGCAGAUGAGAAAAAGCAAAGGACUGAUCCAUAUGUCAAAGCAUACCUCCUGCCUGAUAAGUCCCGCCAAAGUAAACGCAAGACCAAAAUUAAAAGCAACAGCACCAAUCCAGAAUUUAAUGAAACGCUGAAGUAUGUCAUCAGUCAUACACAGCUAGAAACCAGGACCCUGCAGCUUUCUGUCUGGCACUAUGACAGAUUUGGACGCAACAGCUUUCUUGGAGAAGUGGAAAUUCCAUUCGAUUCCUGGAACUUUGAAAAUCAGGGCGAUGAGUGGUUUGUGCUCCAGCCCAAGGUGGAGGUUGCAACAGAUGUUGGACUUCAGUAUAAAGGAGAACUGACAGUUGUUUUACGUUACAUUCCCCCAGACAGAAACCUAAUGCUUCCUCUAGGGCAGUUUCAAGGAAAGAAGAGCUUUAAAAAAGGAAAAAAGGGAGAGACUCAUCUGCCAUCUGGGGGUAUAUUAGAAGUCCUCAUCAAAGAAGCUAAGAAUUUAACAGCGGUGAAAUCGGGAGGCACAUCAGACACUUUCGUGAAAGGAUACCUGCUCCCAGAUGACAGCAAAGCUACAAAACACAAAACUCCCAUAAUAAAAAAGAAUGUGAACCCCCAGUGGAAUCAUACAUUUGCUUUCAGUGGCUUGAAUUCCCGGGAUAUACAUAAUGUCUGCCUAGAGUUAACUGUGUGGGACAAGGAGUCACUCUCCAGUAAUAUUUUUCUGGGAGGUGUCCGUUUGAGCACUGGAAGUGGUGUAAGUAAUGGCAAGGAGGUUGACUGGAUGGACUCUCAAGGAGAAGAGCAGCACCUCUGGCAAAAGAUGAUUGACAGUCCUGGAGCAUCUGUGGAGGGGAUAUUAAUGUUGAGAUCCAGCAUGGGAAAACGUAGACUCUGAAAGACUCUCAACUACUGAGGGGUACCACAGGUACUCCUGAUUUCAGUGGUGUUCAGCUCCUCACACUUUGCCUAUUGGAAAGUGGUGAAGGGUUGUACUCUUUGCCUUGGAUAUUAAGGCUCCAAGUGAAAUUUUAAUGCAUUCUGCACUUUCAUGCACAUGUUUUUAACCCUGGCUUCUUGGACAGAUUAUGUUUCUCCUGAAGCUCGUGAGUAUUUGACCUUGUACAGAGAUCAGGCUGGCUUUUUCUGUCUCUUCUGGUUACUGGUGUACAGAUGAUGAACACCUCUGCUGGUGGGGGACAUAGAGCUAGCAACUGUCUACGUAGUCAUUUAGUAAGUAAAGUUUGCUUUACAUAUUUCCUCCUGGGUCAAAGAUGGCCUAGAAGACAGUAGUGAUACAGUACAAGCAGAUUCAGAAUGAGUCUGUGCUUUGUUAUUUGCAAAAUGAGAAGCCAUAAUGUUCUGAAGGAUAACAAACAACAUUUUUUUUUCAUGUUUGCUUUUUGGGCUAUGCAGUGUGCAGGAAGGCAGGCUUGGAACCAAGCAGCCCUCUAAGGAAAGCCAAUGCACUCAUCAUUGCACACUAGAAAUAGUCAGCAGAUGAAGGGGUAUAAAGUGCCAAUGUUGCAGCAUUCUCUGGGUUAUUUCAGUGCACUGUAUAUAAGGCAGGUUUGGUUCAAUGUGAUUAAAGAGCCUCUAAUGAAAAUAAAUGAUAACAAAUCCCUAUAAAAUUUCUACAACUAUGUGGUAUUACCAUGUUUUUCAUUCAGUUGACAACUCUAGCCACGAUCUUCCAAUGUCAUUGAACAGAGGGAGUAUGUUCACAUGCCUGUCGCACCUGAAGAGUUGCUGAGAUGAGACACAUACUGGUUUGGGGCAUAAAAAAAUAAAAAGUGGAGUUUUCUCUGAAGGGACUGGGAUCCUGUAGGUUUGGGCCAAUUCAGACAUUAACCUUAUUAACCACAACAAGUGUUCAAGGGUAAUUUUGCUCUUUGGUUUCGUAAAGUGAUCUUUGUAUCUGCUUAGAUCUGUCAUCCUCUGCAGACUUAGUCAGGUCACUUGUGAAGAACAUGCCGUUUUGUAUAGUCAUGGGCUACUGCAGCAUUUAAACAGCAGUAGUACCGUAAUAAGAGAGGAUUAUAAUCUCUUUCAAGGACAGCACAAGUCUGGAUAAAAAUAUAACUGCAUCACACAUAAUUGCUCAGGGUAUGAAACAAAGGAAGACUGGUAAACUGAAUGAAAAGUCCCCUGAAUCUUUCAGAAUUGGAACAUAGCUUCCUAUUUGAAUGGGUAAAUUAAUCUAUAACUACACUUAUCCCUUAUUUUUCUACAAAUGUUUCUCUUUUGGAAGUAAUAUCUUAUUAGUAACACUGAAACAAAUUUGAAUAUUUGUAAACAUAAUCCUUACAUAAAAUACUGAUGAGAAAAAAAAAAACAAGCUUUCAGAGGAUGUUUCAUUCCCUGUACAUCAAAACACCAGGGUUUUAAAGAUUUCUGUGAAGAAUCAAGGCCAUAAAAUCUUACUUGUUUGAGAGAUAGAAAUGCUGUUCUUCACAAUGUAGAAAUCACAGAAAUUCUAGAUGGAACAACAUAUGGAGAAAUGAUAACUAAGUGUAGGUUAAGAUUUUGUCAUCCAUUGCUGUUCUAGUGUAUAGUCAGUAAAUGUGCCUAGAGCUGAAUCCAAAAUGUUAACAUUUAAUAUCCAUUCCUUCCCACUGCUCCCCUCUUUCCCUCCUCUCCCCAAAAUAUACUAUUUUUGGUUUGAGUGGCUUGAAACUGUGGGGAAGUUUGCAAGCAGUCUUUAAAAAUCCCGUUAUUAUUAGAUACAUUUGGUUUAUUUAUUUUUGUUAAAAAUAGAAUCUUAGCUUUAAUAAAAACAGAUUGAUUUAAAAUAUUUUUUUGGUUAAAAUUAUGAUAUGCCAUUGGAGGUAAUGCUUUUGCCCAGUUUGAUACCCCCAGUUUUUAGAAACUGCCAAGUCAUCUUUGGAGUUUCCAUAAAGAAACUCAAGUAGGGAAUCAAAUGUCAAGAGUUGUUCCAGUUGAUUUCAUGUUCCUUCUUCAUCUGUUCUUCAUUUUCAUCUGAAAUCCUGGUCAAAUUGGGCAACGAAGCAAGCUUACUUUAGUUUUAGCCUACUUUUCAUCCUAUGCCACAGAUGCUGUGAGCUGAUGAAGUAGAGCACAAAUAUCAAUCACAUUUUAUGACCUUUACUAUGGUAAAAUAAAGUUUCUUUAAAUAGACUUUUUCUAUCAGCAUCCACAAAGUGAAACCAAACCUAACUUCUGGCACCUAAACUCUGUCUCUGUUUACAGAGUCAGAGCCUGAGUUGUCUUGCUUGUUUGCACUACAAACCAGAAUUUAUUUGGGGAGUAAUAAUAUGUUGAUGUGGAGCCACAUGCUUGAUUUUUCACUUGCCGUAAGUUGGUUGAAAAAGAUAAAGCUUGUUAAAUCUAAAGGAAAUGAUUCUUCAGGGUAAAAUUCCAGCUAGGCUUAUAGAGGAACAGCAGGGAAUCUGAUGAGUUGUUUUUGUUUCAUUUUGAUGUUGAAACUGGGAACGUGGUAACAUAAAAAAUCUUCUGUGUUGGACCCCACAGUGAAAACCAUUCUUCCACCAGAUUGAAAACCUUAAAAUAGUUUGGAACUGAACUAAACCUCUUACUUAAAAUGGUGCAUAAGCAUUUAUCUAAUUUUUGAUGGGCAUUUUCUAAACUUCUAAGCAUUAGUGUUGUAGUUACUUCUAGUCUUGCUUCAAAAGGAAGUAGUCCAUGCUUUACCUUUAGCUUCUGCCCAAUUUACUCCCAUUUUUAGGUCCUGUGUUAGAGUUUAUAAUGAAUGUACUCACCUGGAAGGCAUCACAUGGCUCAUUCAUGGGCUUUUGGAAGAGCCAAAAUUUCUAUUUUGGCCUGCAUCUCAAAGCAUAGACCAGGCUAUGAAUGGUUUCUAGGCAUCACCUGCAGUUCAGCAUAUGAGGGGAACAAUUUCAAGUGGGUAUUUAUUUCAGCCAAGGCAGUGCUGUUUGCGUUGAUAGGAUUUGGAGUAUGUACAGUGAAAUUACCUCUUAGGUUGGCAGUGACAAUUCUACAUUAUGUUAACAUGCAAUGCAUAUCAUGCUCUGCCUCAAAUGAGCCUCAGAGAGAUGACGAUCAUUGGUGUAAACACCAGAGCAGUUUGGAAGGUUUUGCUAUUCUGUGAUGUUAUCGACAGGAAGCAUUUGAUUUGUGGAAAAUGUCACAUUUAAUUAUCUCUCUUAUAUCCUUGUUCUCAUCCUUUGCAAAAAUGAUUUAUGGUUUGGAAAAAGCAUGAGAUGAUUAACUGCAGAUGUGAUUUCUUGUUUCCCAGAUAUUUGAACAAAUUGCCUGUAAUUGUGUGUCAUCGUGUACCAUGUAUUACUAGGCUGCACAAAAAGAUGGAAAGCCAGGAGUCAGACUAAAACCUUCCUUAUGUAUGUAUGUUUGUGAUAUUGAGGAUGCAUGGCUGGUUUAAGGCCAACUUUUAGGAGAAAAUAGCCACAAUUCUAACACUGAUUCAUAAACUCCUGUCCUAAGUAAUUAGACACAGAAGAGCUGAUGCUUCGAAAAUAUUUCUCCACGCAGACUUGAAUAACUUAAGAUGCUUCAAUGGAGAAGAAAUUUUCUCUACACUGUUUUUAAAAAUGUGACACAUGAUGCAUGUUACUAGCAAUGGAACUACAGGGCUUUCAUUGCUGUCUUCUCCCUCCUUGUGAUUAGAUUCUGAGGGUUUGACCCAUUAAAGAAAAACAAAAGUACAACUUUGGCUGUAAAGUGUUAAGUAAAUCUCUUGACAGUGUAGUUGUUGCCAGUAUCCAUCAGGAAGAGCCAAUGCUGAGGGUUGUCCAAGCCCUGUUAUCUAACUUGAGUAUCUCGACCUGUUUUCUGGAAGUUUCCCAAUUCAGCUUAUCAGUUAUACAGGGUCUUUAGGCUUCUAAAUGUUCUUGCUUACAUUUUAGAUGCUACAAUAGGUUAAAAUGGCCUCCUUGUCUCCUCCACCUCCGUCGUAUUACAUUUGAAUGAGGGUGGGAGGAAAGACAGUGAGGCUAUUGCCAUCUUCUUGUGCUGAUCAAAGUGCCAUUGCCUUCUUUAAAUGCCUUUUAGACACCGCAUUUUGAUUUUUCUUUCCCAGCUGGAUGCUUAGCAGAUGGUUUAUGAGAAAAGGCAGUGGGAUGGUGAGUAUGUUUUGACCAUGAUGAUAGAAUCAUUAGGGUUGGAAAAGCCCUCCAAGGUCAUCUGGUCCAACCAUCCCCCUACCACCAAUGUCACCCACUAAAUCAUGUCCCUAAGCACCAUGUCCAGCCUUUCCUUGAACACCCCCAGGAACGGUGAUGCCACCACCUCCCUGGGCAACCCAUCCCAAUGCCUGACUGCUCUUUUUGAGAAGAAAUGUCUCCUCGUUUCCAACCUAAACCUUGUGUGGUACAACUUGAGGCCCUUCCCUCUAGUCUUAUCACUAGUUACCUGUGAGAAGAGGCUCCCCCCAGCUCCCCACACCUUCCCUUCAGGUAUCUGUAGAGAGCAAUAAGGUCUCCCUGAGCCUCCUCUUCUCCAGACUAAACAACCCCAGUGCCCUCAGCUGCUCCUCACAGGACUCAGGUUCCAAGCCCUUCACCAGCUUUGUAGCCCUGCUCUGGGCAUUUUUAAGUAUUGGGUUUUUUAUUAUUUAUUUAUUUAUUUUCCUUGUUAAGCCCUGUCACGUGCAAGUGUCCAAGGCUGUAUUCUGCAAAUAUGAACUAAACUACAACAGCAGAGCAGCCAUUGAGCAUCCACUGGUUCCAAUUGAUAAGGUGAGGUAACAGGAGGGUUGCAUAAAGACUGGCAUUAUUUUGACUUCACAAGAGGUAUGCACAUUGGCCAACUUCAGACAUGUAAAGCCUGUGGUUUGCUUGAGUCGAUGAAGGCUCCUUGGAUCUCUUACACCUUAAAAAAAGCGCUGAGUCCUGUCUCCACAGUUGCCAGUCUGCGGGUUCACAUGAGACAUUAAGGGUUGUACCUUAAUCCUUGCAGGACCUUUUCCUUCCAUCCCUCUCUUCAGUUCAGCAACCCUCAACAAGAAAUUCUCCACAGAUUCUGUCAGUAUGUCAAACUAGGACUCCAUGUCCCACCCAAACAUGGAUCUCCAGUACCCAGUAGUUAAGCGAUAGCUCCGCUUACUUUCACCUGUAUGAGGUAAAAACUGGUAUUAUCCUUCCCUAACACAUGAUGUUGAUUUUUGAUGGACAGAAACAGCCACCUCCAUGUGUACUUUAUAAACACUUUUGGAUACAUUUUUUAAAGAUGAUUUUAAUUUAUUUAUUUUUACACGUGGAAAUGUGACCGCUUGAGAAUCCUAGAGAACUUGCAAUUAAUUGUACGAACAUACAUGCAAUUAAUUCCAAAAUAAGAUGCAGCCUUUUAUUUGCAGAGAUGUCUUUUACCUUAACUCAGCCUGAGAUACUGAGAAGCCUGCUAGCAGAACCUUACCACUGUGUCCCCUGAAUUUCCUGCCAAGUGAUUUCAUGUUUGCAAAUGCCAUUUGGUAAGUGGUAAUAAUUCAGUGUUAAUUAUACUGUGUAUAUUGACACUGGAAAGUGAAUCUCAACUUGCUUUUCAGUGUUCUUUAGGUUGCUUUUGAAACUCACCCCUGCUAUAUAUGGGCCCUUUUUUAGAUUACCUAUUUUGACAGCUCUGCUUUGUGGCAAUAACACGCCUAUGUCUGUGUACUACUGCUCCUGAGAGUUGGGUGUGUAUUUUUGAGGGUAGCUCUAAUUGUCAGGGUUUGCUUAAAGCCAACUGUAGUCAUUUGUUGCAGCAAAUAGAGAAUAUCAUGCAUCCCUCGUGCAGCCUUUGUUCUGCUUAAAAUCUGUUGCUAGCUAUUUGUUUAGUUAUUCUGCUGGACUUGAACAGAAGUAGCAGUAAAUGGCAUCGCAGUAUGUUAAGUUCUGCCCAAAUCUAGACAAAACAGAAUGUUUCCUGCCCAGAACAUUUUUGUACUGUGCACUGUAUGUUCAGUUUUGUGGACAAAGAUGGCUGGUAAUACAUUUGCAGCUGUUGUCAAGAUUAUUGUUCUAUCUUUUAAAAUUAAAAUAAUGAAAC
This is a messenger RNA of Anas platyrhynchos (mallard), 8978 nucleotides long. RefSeq names its product synaptotagmin like 5 (gene SYTL5). Gene Ontology annotation, molecular function: small GTPase binding; neurexin family protein binding; phospholipid binding. Gene Ontology annotation, biological process: intracellular protein transport; exocytosis. Gene Ontology annotation, cellular component: exocytic vesicle; plasma membrane. NCBI's taxonomy places the organism in Eukaryota, Metazoa, Chordata, Aves, Anseriformes, Anatidae. The record is from RefSeq and is a predicted model, not a curated record.